GAUGGACGAGAACAACCUGGCCCUGGUCAUGACCCCCAACCUCAUGCCCACCCUGGAGAAAAACCUGUGUAGACAUCAGCUCCGACAAGCUGCUGAAGAUGCAGACAGAGAUUGUCAAGUUUCUCAUCCAGAACUCCCACAGCAUAGGUGCUGUUCCUGACAGUGUGUUGGAGCGAGCUGCCCAGCUGAGUGGGAAGGACAUGGACGGGCUGGUGUCAGGAGACGAACUUGACAAGAGCGUGGACUCCUUGUUGGACGGGUCGAAGACAAAGAGGAAGAAACGCAGGAGUGGAUCCAUACAAGGUAUAGUGAAUGGGAUCAGUCAGGGACUGAACAAGCUGAGGCAUGGCAGUUCAUCCUCCAUCAAAACACCAUCCAGACAGAACUCAAGCUCAGAUCAAGCAGACUCUGAGGUGAUCACCAACGUCCCAGCAGUGAUGAUGAGUGAGGUAACCCCCAGGAUCAUGCGCUCCACCAAGAGGAAGGCAGAGGACGACCAUGCCGCGUUCUCUGCAGCCAAGAGGAAAGCUAUUUUACAGCAGAUGGGGCAGAGACAGGCCAAGCCUCAGUACGGAGGGGCCAGCAGGACUCCUGAGGGUCUGCUGACUCCCAGCAACCUCAUCCAGGCUGAUUUAGAUGCAGACUCGAUAACAAGCCGACUGGACAGAGACUCGUACCGACAGUAUGCCACGCUCUGUUAUGGCCUGGACCGGUCCCUACAGCAGGCUGAGACCCCACUUACACACGCUCACAAGAAAAUGUGCAUCAGCAGUGACCAGCUCUUCACCCCCAGGUCCCCCACCAGCCCCAGCAUACAGUUCGUGGAGCCCCCGGGUCAGUCGGUCAGCUUCAAGGCCAGCUCUCUACAGGACUCCUUGCUGUCCACUGCUAGUCAGGGCAAGGCCACUCCCUCUAAGAAGAUUGGGAAAAUUUUGGCUGACAAGCUGAAAAGGCGCUCGAGUGGCAAGGCUGGUUGUUUCUCCCCCAGGCGAUCGUCAGGCGGCAGUAAGCUCAGGAGGUCCCUCAAGAAGAGGUUCAGCGGAGGCCGAGGAAAGUCUGAGAAGUCCCCCUUGGUACAGUCUACCAGUCUGAACCUGGAGAAUGUGGGGUCACGGCUGGCAAACCAUCCUCCAGACACAGGCCUGUCCACCCUCGACUUUGGCGCCAGCCCAAAGCUGAACGAGAAGGUGAGGGGGUCGUUCUUCAAAAUGCACGCAAGAGCAGGGCCUUCCAAGUCCUUACCUGUCCCCAGUACAGAAAGGCCAACCUCGCCCCUCCUUAACUUCAGUAGGAGGAGUAACGCCAUGGACCCCAACUCCUCCACCCUGACCACAAGUUCCACUAUGACAAGCUCCACAGAGGGAGCAAAGACCCCAGACGUCUCCAUGAUCAGCACAAGUUUCCUGAAUGAUACGUCCAGAACGCCCGAUGUGUCUGUCAUCACUACUAGCUCAAGGGACUCAAAAAACCCCUGAAGAGCCCGGCGGUGGGAAUGUGAUG
Branchiostoma belcheri (Belcher's lancelet) is the source of this 1500-nucleotide messenger RNA. Its product is annotated as rho GTPase-activating protein 11A-like. The coding region runs from base 99 to 1475 and encodes 458 amino acids. The transcript has 9 exons. The record is from RefSeq and is a predicted model, not a curated record. Lineage: Eukaryota; Metazoa; Chordata; Leptocardii; Amphioxiformes; Branchiostomatidae.